AUGUCUAGCACUCCGGAAACACAAGUUGCGCACCAAAACUUGACUCCUUCCACCCCCGGAGGCCCAAGUGCAAUGGCCGUGUCCAACCGCUCUUCGCCCCACAAAGACUCUGAGGCACAGACAUUGGAGGAACGAGCAAGACAGAAUGUUGCGUCAUUCUUGACAAAGUACCAGCCGAGGCAAUAUGCACCUUUGCGCUCCGAGAUCAACGCUGCUGCGGAGCAUCGCCCGGUGAACGCUAGUUACUGCUACCGUCACCAACCAGAUUCGAAAUGCAGACGCCAAGCCGAUGAGCAGUCAAUGACUCGGCUACAAAGUGAUCUCGACACACUCCCCCAAAGUGACCAACAAGGCAUCGCUCAUGUUUGGUCCUUGUUCUCCGCUGCUCCAGCCAAGCAGCGUACUCUCAUGCUCCAGGGAAUCCUGGCCCAGUGCUGCUUCCCCCAAUUAUCUUAUAUUUCUGCCAGCGUCCGCGAGCUGAUUCGAAUCGAUUUCCUUGGAGCCCUACCCCCAGAACUGUCGUUCAAAAUUCUUCGAUACCUUGACACCGCGUCCCUUUGCCGGGCAGCUCAAGUGUCUCAUCGAUGGAGAGCCUUGGCCGAUGACGACGUGGUGUGGCACAGGAUGUGUGAGCAGCACAUCCGCCGUAAAUGCAACAAGUGUGGCUGGGGUCUUCCUCUUCUGGAUCGUAAGCGUUUGCGCGAAGCAAAGCGUGAGAUCGAGCUCCGUGCGACCAAUUGGGGACAUAACCAGCCUACUGGAGCAUCGGCCGAGAACACCAUCAAUGAGUCUUGCUCAUCAGUCGACACCCCAGUCGGUGGCAAACGAAAGAUCGAAUUGGAUGAUCAAAGUGCUGCGCUGACAAAGCGUCACUGUGCGUCCCCCGGACAAGUUCUCGAAGAAGACGAAGGCUAUUUCAAGACUCGAUACCGUCCGUGGAAGGAUGUCUAUCGUGACCGCUUCGUGGUUGGCAUGAACUGGAAGCACAAGCGUUGCUCAAUCAAAGUGUUUAAGGGCCACCGAGACAGUGUCAUGUGUCUGCAAUUUGAAGACAACAUUUUGAUGACUGGUUCCUACGAUGCCACUGUCAAGAUUUGGGACACCGAAACCGGCGAAGAAUUGCGAACACUCCGAGGUCACACUGCUGGAGUGCGUUGUCUCCAGUUUGACGACACCAAGCUUAUCACUGGUAGCUUGGAUCGCAGCAUCAGGGUGUGGAAUUGGCGCACGGGUGAAUGUAUCUCCAAGUACAAUGGUCAUACUGAGGCAGUCAUCGCCCUGCACUUUGAUUCCACUCUUCUGGCUUCCGCCUCUGUCGACCGCACCGUCAAGAUCUGGAACUUCAAGGACAAGUCCACUUUUGUGCUUCCUCACCCAGAGGGAGUCAACGCGGUGAAGAUCGACACUCCUUCACGCACGGUAUUGACUGCCUGUGACGACGGUGCAGCUCGCCUAUGGGACUUGGACACCAAGACUUGCAUCCGACUGUUCCACAACCACAUCGGAGCCGUCCAGCAAGUCAUCGCUUUGCCUCGCGAAAUUGAGCUAGAAAGCCACCUCGCCGACUGUGAAAAUGAUCACGUUAGCACCUCUUCUCAAAACGGCGAUGCCGUUAACCUCCUCUCCCCUAUUCUCGAGGCCAAGUCUCUCUCUGCCCAGCCUUCUUCAUUCGGUUCCUCUUUCGAUCAAGAAGAGAGCCGUCUGGAGCCCCCUCGCUACAUCAUCACAAGCGGUGUGGAUGCCACCAUCCGCUUGUGGGAAACCAGCACUGGAAGAUGUCUCCGUACCUUCUUUGGUCACCUGGAGGGUAUCUGGGCUCUCUCGGCUGAUACUCUGCGGAUUGCAUCCGGUGGCAUGGAUCGCAUGGUGAAGAUCUGGGAUCCUCGUGUUCCCACCUGUCAGGAUACCUUUGAGGGACACAGCGCUGCUGUGAACUGCAUUGGUCUCAGUGACAGUCGCUUCAUCACCGGUGGCGAUGACUACCAAGUUCGCAUGUACGAUUUCCGGGCUUCUUAA
Messenger RNA from Penicillium nucicola, 2016 nucleotides. RefSeq names its product F-box/WD repeat-containing protein. The transcript has a single exon. The coding region runs from base 1 to 2016 and encodes 671 amino acids. The record is from RefSeq and is a predicted model, not a curated record. Gene Ontology annotation, molecular function: protein binding. NCBI's taxonomy places the organism in Eukaryota, Fungi, Ascomycota, Eurotiomycetes, Eurotiales, Aspergillaceae.